This is a messenger RNA of Caenorhabditis sp. 36 PRJEB53466, 1793 nucleotides long. NCBI's taxonomy places the organism in Eukaryota, Metazoa, Nematoda, Chromadorea, Rhabditida, Rhabditidae. The record is from the annotation of a GenBank genome assembly.
AUGCUGCUCAGGUUAGGCGUUUUCGUAUUGUGCUCACUGCUGGAGCAAGCGGCUGCCGAGUCUAAAGUGGUCAACUACAUCGACAAUUCCAUUAUUGGUGAGUCGGAAUUCUCACAGUCCUCAUAGUCUUUUUCAUGGGAAAAGAGCUGAAAACUUUUGAAUCUUGAGUUCCCAAAAACUUUCAACCUAGUUUGCACAUUCAACCACACUUGUAAGAUCGGGAUCCUCUCGAGACCGUUCUCAUGAAAACUGUUCUUUACACUUUGCUAUUCUCCUUCGAACUCCCCCUCGAAUUCUUCGCUCUUGCCUCAUCGAACUGACCUCAUUCUCGCACUUUUUCCUCGAAACUGCUGGCAAGCAGAUAAUUAUGUUGAGGCGCAUCGAAGAGUUCGUUCGCUUUUAUCCGUUCGCCUGUUGGAGACGAGAAAAAGCGUGCGAUAAUCCGUGGGUGGUUUUGUGUGUUUUCUACAAGCAAUUAUGAGAUAAAUGAGUGCCUGAGCCUGGGUGUCGCGCCGAAUGACCGCCAACAUAAUGGGGUUCGGAGACGGACGAGAAAAACGAGGCUCAUUUGUAGGCACGCCGAAGGUAAUCUGUGCCGAAAACGAUCUUGCACUCGACAUUGUCACCUCGAAACCGUUCCGUGGCAACAUAUUUGUGAAGGGAAGGGCAAAGGACAAAUCGUGCAGACAGAGUUACGCGAACAACGGAACCAAUUCGUACUCUUUGCCGCUCGGGAAGUGCGGAAUGCAACGACUGCGAUCGGUAAAUGAAGCGGAGAGAAGGCGACGAAUUCGGAUUUCUUGUUCAGGCGAACCCUCGCGGCGUCAAUUUCAUGGUCACCGUCAUCGUUUCGUUCCAUCCGGCUGGCUUCAUCACGAAAAACGAUCGCGCGUUUCACGUGAAAUGCUUCUACAUGGAGCCUGAUGAGAUUGUCACUCAGAACAUCGACGUCAGGUGAGAAACCUCUUCUGUCAGUUCUCGUCUUAGGAACCGAUUACAGUAUGAUUCCGACUACGGAGCUGUCCGACAGUAUGUCCAUGCCAAAGUGCGAGUAUUCCGUCCGUCGGGAUGGUCCCAAUGGCCCGACCCUCACUUAUGCGAACGUCGGCGAUACCGUAUUCCACGUGUGGGAAUGCACUCCCGCCGACAUGGGGAUGCUCGUCAAAAAGUGUUUUGUGACGGACGGGGACGGAGAAGAUCAUGCCGUCGUUGAUUUUGAUGGCUGCGCAACUGAUCCGUUCCUGCUCAGCGAGCUCUCCUACGAUGCUUCCCUGAUGAGAGCGCACGCGUCGAGCCAAGUGUUCAAGUACGCGGACUCCAAUCAGUUGUACUUCACAUGUCAGAUCAGAUUGUGCCAGAAACAAAUGGGAAUGUGCCAGGAAGUGACAGUGAGAACUCGAAAAGGAGGGGAAUGGGAAGUGCAAUCGAAUACAUUUUCAGCCGCCGAGUUGUGGAGCCAAGAGAUUGGAGAGCGAGGCUUCAGGGGGGAACAGAACGAAAAGGGAGUCUGGGAUGGAGAAGAAUGAUUACGAGGUGAGCGAACAAACGAAAGACGCAAUAGAAUUUUGAUUGUCCAGAUUGACGUAGCCACUUCCGAACUUCUUGUCCUUGAUCCGGCUGACCGUGGCCUCCUCGCACCUUCUCCGUUCUGCGUGCCACGUCUUCUUCUUCCCGUCCUUCCGCUUCUUCUUAUCACCGUCGUUUCACUAACCGUCGUCUCUACGGCUCUUGUGAUCCGCCGUCAGAAUCACAAGAAGGAACUGGACGUUAUGCGAUCACCGGCCUACUAUUAA